Ricinus communis (castor bean) is the source of this 1735-nucleotide messenger RNA. Its product is annotated as probable WRKY transcription factor 53. The transcript is spliced from 3 exons. Gene Ontology annotation, molecular function: DNA-binding transcription factor activity; transcription cis-regulatory region binding. Gene Ontology annotation, cellular component: nucleus. Gene Ontology annotation, biological process: regulation of DNA-templated transcription. Bases 335 to 1447 code for a protein of 370 amino acids. Lineage: Eukaryota; Viridiplantae; Streptophyta; Magnoliopsida; Malpighiales; Euphorbiaceae. The record is from RefSeq and is a predicted model, not a curated record.
ACUACUUACGUUUAUUAUUAUAUCCUCUCUCUGCAGGUCUGUCAGUUUGUUUCUUUUUAUUUUUUUCCUAGUUCUGUUGACACAGCUUUUAUUUUAGUUAAGGCAUUACUUUUCUACUUACAGAACUAACGAAAGAAAUAAUUUCCCCAAACUCCAUUGGUUUCGUAUAUCCUUAGUUGCUAUAUCAUAUUCUAAAUGCUUUUUAUGUAUACGUAUAUGAUCUCUUCCUUUCUGGAUUAAUUCCUCUAAUUUUGUGAACUACAUAUAUAAUAUUGCACCAUAUAUAAACUGACCCAUUUUGUAUACCCUUCUCUCACUUAUAUUAUAUAAUUAAAUGGAGAGUAUGGGAGAUUGCGAGCAAAAGAAUCUGGUAAACGAGCUAAGAAUGGGGAGGGAGCUAACAAGGCAGCUCCAAAUCCAUCUCAAUAUUCCAUCUUAUUCGAGAGAAACCCGUGAAUUGCUGGUGCAAAAGAUCCUAUCUUCUUAUGAAAAGGCACUUUCUAUGCUAAAUUUAAGUCGCUUAAUUACGAAAGAGCCAUUGCCAACAGGAGUUGCCACCAACGGUAUGCCAGAGUCGCCGCCGCUUUCUCUAAGUGGAAGUCCCCGGAGUGAUCAAGACUCUGACCGGGACUUCAAGGACCAAGACCCUAAAGAUGUCUCCAGGAAGAGGACGAGCACUGCAAGGUGGACAAAACAAGUGCGAGUUAACCCAGGGAUGGGACUAGAAGGACCACUUGAUGAUGGUUUUAGCUGGAGAAAGUAUGGCCAGAAAGACAUACUUGGAGCUAGAUAUCCAAGGGGCUACUAUAGGUGCACUCAUCGAAUUGUCCAAGGCUGUUUAGCAACAAAGCAAGUGCAACGAUCCGAUGAAGACCCUACCAUCUUUGAAGUUACCUAUCGGGGAAGGCACACUUGCACCCAAAUGCUCCAUUAUAAUCCGCAGCUACCGGAGAAUAUCAAUCAAGAAACUAACUCCAGUUGCAUAGAGCCCCAACAACCAGAAAACCAGCAUCCAUCUCAAGAUCCUCUCCUGAACCUUCGUUCUGCUCUUAAAGUCAUUACAGAAGGCUUGGACGAUCUGGAACAAUCUCUUCCUCCAUUCCACUUUCCUUCAACAUCCAAUGUUAUAGCACAAAACCAAGUUUUUUCUCCUUCUAUGUUAGAUAAUAACCUCAUGGGAAACUUUUCUUCAUCAUUUAUAUCCCCUUCAACGUCGACAGCAAAACCUAACUAUUUUUCUGCGUCUUCAAGUGGGUUGCAUCAAAGCUUUGGAGGAGGGAACCAAAGUUUGCAAACUUCUGAUUCUGACCCAAGUGACAUAAUUGCUGCUGCUGCCGGUACUACUUCAGCUACUGACUCCCCUACUACUGGUGUGGAUUUCCCAUUUGGUAAUGUUGAAUUUGAUCCAAAGUACUUCUCAUUCGACAACCAUGGAUUUAUUUCUUAAGGCCAUCCAAAAAGCUGAGAAUCCAAUGAAGUGACGAAGAAUAUCGGAGAGACAUGUGAUCAUCAGGCAAAAUAUUACUUAGUCUAAUUUUGUUUUAGGUCUUUGAAGAAAUAGAAUUUAGUUUCGAGAAGUUCAAGUUCUUUGCAUAAUAACGUCAGUUAUUCAUUGAUCUGUGUAAUAGCUGCUGUGCUUGUUUCGUCCCGUUAGGGUACGUUUAGCUAUUUUGAUAAUCUGAUUCCUAUAUUUUAUCAAUUGUGUAAAUUGUACUUGUCAUCUCUAUUUCUGAUA